Molecule: messenger RNA, 1293 nt
Organism: Rhinocladiella mackenziei CBS 650.93
Lineage: Eukaryota; Fungi; Ascomycota; Eurotiomycetes; Chaetothyriales; Herpotrichiellaceae
Exons: 7
Coding region: 1-1293 (430 amino acids)
Source: RefSeq, a predicted model, not a curated record
AUGGACUAUUCCAAGUCAUACCAAUUUUCUUGGGCUCGCAAUCCAAAUUGGUCCCAGUAUUGUUCGAAGUCGGAAGAGAUUUGGCAACACUUGAAGGACACGGCCAAGAAGUUCGGCCUGGAAAAAUACAUCAAGUAUAAUCAUAGAGUUGAGUCUGCCACUUGGGACGAAGAUUCGGGACUAUGGAAGCUGUCCAUCCUCGGACCUGACGGAUCAUUGCUCUCGGAUUCUUGCGAAGUCCUUGUGAACGGUGGAGGGAUCCUUAACUCCUGGAAAUAUCCUGAUGUGCCGGGGAUCGACGUCUUCCAAGGAAAGCUGAUGCACAGCGCUCGAUGGGAUCAGCAGUACGACUUUGCAGGGCAAGAUAGUUGCGUCGGACCCGCUGACAAGAUAUUUACCAUGCUCAUCAUAGUGGCAAAAAAUGUCGUAUCAUUUCUCAGAUCCCCCGUGUGGGUCACUACUGGAUUCGGCGCCAAAUAUGCUGGACCUAACGGUACUAAUUUCCAUUAUUCUGAAGAGCAAAAGACGAAGUUUACAAAAGACCCGGCGUUAUACCACCGAUACUGCCGCGACCUAGAAGGCGAGCUUAACAAGAGAUUUGCGUUGCAACGACCAGAAAUCUUCAAGGAGUUGGUCACGAAGAUGAUGACGGAGCGGUUGGGUCACCACCCUCAACUGACCGAAUAUCUGAUUCCCGAUUUUGCUCUUGGAUGCCGCCGAAUGACUCCCGGAUCAGGAUACCUCGAAUCCCUGAUCCAGCCCAACGUACAAGUGGUGUGUCAAUCGGUAGAGAGAAUCACCGAAAAUGGUGUUGUAGACGGCUUUAGUGUCCAUCAUGAGGCGGACGCAAUCAUAUGCGCGAGCGGAUUUGACACGUCCUUCAGCCCGCAUUUUCAAGUCACCGGUCGCAACGGGCGAGAUCUCCAAAAGACCUUUGGCGAUUUCCCCAAGGCCCGCAUGGGCAUCAUGGCCGAGGGAUUUCCGAAUCUGUUUCACUUUCUUGGGCCUAAUUCCCCACACACGCGAUACAUGUUCCAAGUGAUCGACAAGCUCCAGGUCGAGAAUAUCAAGUGUUUCGACCCCAAGCCCGAAUGCAUUCACGACCUGUUCAAUCACACUCAUGAGCUCAUGAAACGGUUGACCUGGAGUGCGGCGUGUAAUUCGUGGUUCAAGAAUGGCAAGAAACACGGGCCUGUGACCGCAAUCUGGCCCGGUAGUAGACUUCAUUACUUUGAGGCCAUGGACCGACCGCGCUACGAAGACUACAACAUUACCUACCGUAGCAAUAACUGA